GCUUCCUUUUUCAAGAAUCUCGGGUGUUAUAGUAGCCCAGCGUGGGCGACGGGAUGUGGGCUAGCUUUCUUCAGUUAGUACCAUGCAUGACCUUUGACGUUGGAUGUGAUUCUCAUUAUGAAUACCGUACCAUUGCGGAAAGAGUUUUCUGAUCUAUUGGUGCAACUAAACGCACUCUCAGCGUCUGAGAAACAGAUUUUGUUGACAUUUCUUACCUGUUCUGCUCCGUUGCCGAGCGACUCCUCAUCCAUUCACGCAUCCGCUGAUGAUGCACCAAGCAGUGGUUCUGCUCCCACCGCUCCCUCUGAGGUUGUGGGUGAUUCAGUGUCAGUCAUCAAUUUAACAUCGCCUGAUCACUAUUGGAAUGUUGCUUUCCUUCAAGGAGAAACAUUUAAUUUAAACUAUUUUGAAGAAAGUCAAGAAAAGUCGACUGCGCUAACGAACGAUGAUGAGCCUACUUAUCUUUCCCCUCCCGCUCCAUCUUCACUAUCAGCGCAAGAGGCCCACACUGAGAGUGAUCCGUCGGUCGUCAUCAUCGAUGGAGGAGACCCUGUACCAGACGCUGAUACGAGUGAGCCCAAGCGCGAUCUACGGACCACUCUACACUGUCCUCUAUGCCAACUAGAGUUCCCUACGUGGACCGAAUGGGAACAGCAUCUGUACUCUGGUCAUACCUCGCCCAUCGCCCCGGUGUGCUGGCGCUGUCAGGGCCUGUUUGACAAUCAUGCCGUUCUCUUGGCUCACGAGUGUUUCGAUUGGUGUCGAUCGAAUCUACCAGGCCAGACUUUGUUAAGUAACAACGCGCCUUCUACGUACACAUCGUUUCACGAAACACCACUGGGAUUGCAUUCCGCUGGUUCCGGUUCACCUGUCGAUAGGAUUUACUUGCGAAGGCGGUGUGGCUUAUGCUACAAAUCAUCUGUGGUGUUUACCACAUAUCACAGCUUUCAAAAUCACAAGACCAGCGCGCAUUCAACGGAUCAUGUGAACUCUUGCUCCCCCAAUUCUCGGAGAACAGUCUGUUUUUUACCUGAAGCUGACGACUCUAAUCGCAACCUCAAACCACCAGCUGCAUCGGAUGGUUCUCAGUGUUGCCCUCCGGAGAAGGUCUCUGCUGAUCAGCUUCUGGGAGAAGGCUGCGCAGAGACCGAGGAGGGCAGUUUACACAUUAAUAUCCGCCGCCCAUCUGAUUUGCGAAAUUUCCGUAGGCCACCAUAUCGCCCUACCUUCUGGCGUGCUCCGUACACACGAAUGAUGCACACGAGAAAACUUCGAAAGUCCUCUCACAAAUGGCCUCCUACCAAUCCGUACCACAAACACUACGUGGCCAAGAUCGGGAGUUUCACUUGUCUGUGCUGUCCGGCCGUCUUCCGCUUGGCCUCCCGCCUGAGAGCUCAUUAUCUCUUCAAGCACGGUCAUAUACCAGAAAGUUUGGGCGGUCUGACGCCUACUGCUGAGGAGGCUGCCUUGUUACGGAAGCGCCCUCUGGACGAUUCUGCGGGGUGCAGUUCUAAUUUCUCCGAUUCGUCGGACACUAGCGUUGAGUCAACCCGUCACGUGAACAUGCGACGCACGUCUCGCCAAGCAAUCCGAUGCACCCGAAAGCUCGGUCCCAUGAUUCGAUUCCCACAGGCAUUACGGGCCGGGCAACCUGUCGGUUCGGCGUCAUCUUCUCAAACGGACGAUGCAUGUACUCGGGAGACACCCUCAAAACAGCGAUCAACGGAUUCUUUUCCCUCCUCUGAGUCCCAUAAGCGCAUAAGAAAGAUACAAUCUAAGACGAACUCGGUCGACUCUACUGAGCUGCCAAAUCCUAGCGGUGAUGCACCAUCGCACACCAAUGCGGAACAGGUGCCGCACAGUGAAGCGUGCUGGGUGCUGCGGCCCUCCCAAGGUGGUACUCAGGCCUCAUCAUCGGUCUACCAAUGCAAGUUGUGUCAACGUGUCUAUUCUAGGCUGUUCAAUUUACAACGACAUCACAAGCAAGCACACAGAGGUGUGUUUCGGUUCUAUUGCGGGUAUUGUGAUUUCCGCACCGAUGAUCGAGGUGCGUUGGAUGAACAUUUGGCGCGCCAUCUUCGACUCAAGCAGUUUGCUUGCGAGUUUUGCAAUGCCCGAUUCAUCGUUCAACGAGAAUUAUCCGACCACUUGGCCUUCAAACACAGUUCAGAGCGCCGUCAUCAAUGUCCCAUUUGCGCACAGACUUUCAAGGCGUCCAUGUUAAGCACCGCCCCGAUAUGGGGAACCGGUCGGAGGGCUGACUCCCCAGGUCUUCUAAGGAUGGGCGUGUACCGGCCCAGGGGGGAAACCCAGCAGACAAAAGUUCCCGCGUGGUGCGGUAGCGGGAUAGCGCUUGUGAAUGGCGAGCCAGUGAUCAGCCCGGUCCAUGCAUGGAUACCGCCUCCCCUUUCCACCACGGCUCACACACUAGGGCUCAUCACUCGCAUCCCACACACUCGAACGCGCCGAGUUCACACUCCUCACGUUCCCAAGUCGGCCGCACAACCAGCCAGCCAACAACUGCACCCGUUAAACUAA
Dicrocoelium dendriticum is the source of this 2538-nucleotide messenger RNA. Lineage: Eukaryota; Metazoa; Platyhelminthes; Trematoda; Plagiorchiida; Dicrocoeliidae. The record is from the annotation of a GenBank genome assembly.